UCGUCGUCGUCGCCCUCCACCGCGUCUCUUCUCUUCUCCGCCGCGUUCACGCUCACGCACACGAAACGAAAUCGAGAUCGAAAUCCAAUCCCCCACCGGACCAAACCCUAAUCCCCCUCUCCUCCCCUCCUCCACCACCGGCUCAAACCCUAACACGAUGGCCAUGGCCUCCGAUUCCGACGACGCCGACGCCGAUUUCUUCGACAAGCUCGUCGAUGAUGACGACGCUCAUACUGCCGCCCCUUCUUCUCAACCGGAACCCGACGUCGCGCCCCCUCCCCCUGAGGCUCACGCCGGACCGCCGCCCCAUCAUCCUCCGAAUGCUCCCGCCCCUCAACUCCGUCUCCCUGAGGCUGAGCUGGAGGUUGCGCUGCCACCCAAGGUAGAGGGCGGCUCCGCCAAGGGUGUCCACACUGCCGUCAAGCAGGUUCAGUGGACCGCCUUCGCCAACACCACCGGGGAUGAUCCUUUUGGGGAAUUCAUGCCUGCUGCCACCGAAGAUGCGUUUUUUGGAGGUAAUACUGAUCAGGCCACGCAGCCUUCGGUUGUAGCUACCAUUGGAUCCAUGGAGCACAGCUUCUCCAGUGGAGUGGGUAACGUCGCCAAUUCACACUCCGGAUGGGCCGCUACUGCCACCGAGUUUACGGAUCACAACACCAACCUACACGCAGAUUCCACCUCUGCCGCUGCUGUAGAUUCCACGCCCACCGAUCCCAAGUAUUUAGAGAGCCUCUACCCUGGCUGGAAGUACGAUGAAGCAACGCAACAGUGGUAUCAGGUCGAUACUUACACCGCACAGAGUAAUGCUGACAAUCUUGGCACUUUUGGCGUUGAUAGUGUUCAGCAGCAGCAGCAGCAGUUUGGCAUUUCUUACUUGCAGAACUCUUCACAGGCAGGCUUGGAGACCAUCGCAGAGGAGGGAAGCACCAGCUGGGGCCUGAAUGAGAGCAAUACAGGAGCUACCGAAUAUCCAUCAAAUAUGGUGUUCUACGCUGAAUACCCAGGAUGGUACUUUGAUACCACUACUCAGCAGUGGCACUCGCUGGAGUCAUAUCAGCAAGUUGGCGUGCAGACUACAACUACUGCAGCAGCUUUAGGUGGAUUAGUACAAACCAGUGAUUCUUAUGCAGAUGAUUAUAGCCAUCAGGGACAACCGCAGCAUGUUUCAUUGGGUUAUAACAACUUGGCAGGCAGCUUUUAUGGUUCCAACCAGCAUGCUGAUAAUCAGGUUGGGCAGCAGGCUAAUGUUGAGCCACUGGAAUCUUCUAAUAAUCAUUAUACCAAUAUCAACACAUAUGCGCAUUCUACAAGUCAAUAUACUGGUAGUGAUGACCUCCAAGCAAGUCACAAGGGAUUCGGAUCUUCCACUAGUCAUCAGAGUUCUUACAAGGGUUUUGAACCAUAUACAAGUCAUCAAUGUACUUCCACCGGUUAUCAUAGUGGGUACAAGGGCUCUGAGUCUUCCACAGUCCAACCGGCUAUUCACCAAGGGUUUAAACCAUCUACAAACAGCCAGAAUUAUAAGGGGUUUGAGCCUUAUUCGGGUCAUCAGUCGGGUUACAAGGGAUAUGAAUAUUCUACAGACCAGAUUGGCCAAAAGGAAUUUGGACCUUCUACAGAUAAUCAAGCUAGCCAUGCGGCAUACGGACAGGUACCAAGCCCUUACAGCAGUUUCAACAGUGUUGCUAAGCCACAAGGCUCUGUUCCAACAUCAAACAUGACCCAUGCACAAACACAUGCUGAUUCUGAUGGAUUCAUGCAUUUUCCAAACAACUACUCGAGCACUGGGAACUCCAUAAAUUUUGCUCAGCAGCAGUUCAUCAGUUCCAAUUCCUCACUUGAACAAUUUGGUCACUCCCCUCAUGAGCAGAGGUCAUCAGCUGGACGCCCGCCACAUGCUUUGGUCACAUUUGGAUUUGGGGGGAAGCUUGUAGUUGUGAGAGAGACUAGCUCAAUGUCCACAAACUUCGAUAGUGGAAAUCAGGGAAAUUCAUCUGGCGUGGUGUCAAUUCUUGAUGUGUCCGAGAUCAUUUCUGCUAAAGUUGUUCAUCCUAGCAUCCCUAAUGGCAGUGCACUUGGUUACUUCCAUGCGCUAUGCCGUCAACCUAUUCCUGGUCCACUUGUUGGUGGAAGUGCUGCAGCGAAGGAUGUCAACAAGUGGCUUGAUGAGAUUAUCACAGGCUAUGAUUCCUCUAUCAGGGAGUUCCAGGGAGGGGAUGAUCAGAAGUUGCUUAUUUCAUUGCUUAAAAUAUUGUGCCAACACUAUGGAAAGCUCCGUUCACCCUUUGGGUCUGAUCCAUCGCAGGAGGGUAUAGAUGGCCCAGAGAUGGCCGUGACAAAACUUUUCUCAUCUUGUAAGAGCAGUGAUGCUCAUAAGGGAGAGUACGGAGCCAUUAUUCAUUGCAUGAAAAAUAUUCCCUCAGAUUACCAGAUUCAGGCUACUGCUAAGGAGGUUCAAAGUCUCCUGGUUUCUGGUAGAAGGAAAGAGGCUCUUCAGUGUGCACAGGAAGGUCAGCUUUGGGGACCCGCAUUAAUCCUUGCUUUACAACUUGGUGAUAAGUUUUAUGUGGAUACUGUGAAGAAAAUGGCUUACCACCAUUUUGUAUCUGGAUCACCUUUAAGGACGUUGUGCCUUCUUAUUGCUGGACAACCUGCAGAUGUUUUCAAUGUUGAAAACCCUGUCGACAGCAACUAUGGUAAAUUGCAUAUACCCCAACAGUCGGUAGAGUCUGUGAAUCCUAGGGGCAUGUUGGAUGAUUGGCAAGAGAAUUUGGCUAUUAUAACUGCGAACAGGACAAAAGGUGACGAUCUUGUAAUUACCCACCUUGGCGAUUGCCUCUGGAAAGAGAAAAAUGAGGUUGCAGCUGCUCAUUCAUGCUAUUUAGCUGCAGAACUAAAUAUUGAGCCGUAUUCAGAAAAUUCAAGAAUUUGUCUAAUUGGUGCAGACCAUUUGAGAUGUCCUCGUACAUUUGCCAGCCCUGAAGCUAUCCAGAGAACAGAGGUGUAUGAAUAUGCAAAAGUUCUUGGUAAUUCUCAGUACAUCCUCUUGCCAUUUCAACCAUACAAGCUUAUAUAUGCAUACAUGCUUGUGGAGGUUGGGAAGGUUUCUGAUUCACUAAGGUAUUGUCAAGCAUGCUUGAAGGUGCUGAAAGCAUCUGGCCGUGCACCUGAAUUAGAGGCAUGGAAGCAGUUGUUUUCAUCCCUAGAGGAGCGGAUACGCACUCACCAGCAGGGUGGAUAUGGCACAAAUCUAGCCCCUGCAAAGCUUGUUGGAAAGAUUUUCACAUCACUUGAUAAAUCUUUGUCCCGCAUGAUGGGUACGCAGCCUUCAUCAUUGCCACCAAUGCCACAGGGCUCCUCAACAGAAAGAGAUUCCUAUUCAGUUCCUGCAGCUACAAAUUUUGUGAAUAGUCAGCCAGCGAUGGCUAUGUCUCCUUUGAUGUCUUCUGUUUCGGAGCAAUCUAUGAGUGAAAUGUCAGGAAAUAGUGGCCCUGGCAAGAAAGUCACACAUAACAGAAGUGUCUCUGAACCAGACUUUGGCAGAAACUCCAACCAGGGUGCAGCAUCAGGUAAUGCACAAAGCUCAUCAAGUUCAGGCAGUUCACGUUUCGGAUGGUUGCUGCAGAAGACAAUGGGGCUUGUUUCAAGAUCUCAUCACCAGGCGAAGCUGGGGGAACAAAACAAGUUCUACUAUGACGAGAAGCUGAAGCGGUGGGUGGAAGAAGGUGCUGACAUACCUGCUGAGGAGCCUCCCCUACCCCCACCUCCAACAAAAGCCUCAUUCCAGAACAGUGUUCCAGAUCAGAAUAUGAAUGGCCCAGGCAAUAUAAGUUAUACUGCUAAUGGGAUUUCAGAAGCAAGGCCUUUGAAUCCUUCGGAGCCUAGUUUGGGGAUGCCACCGAUGCCACCUAGCCAGAACCAAUUCUCAGCACGUGGACGGAUGGGUGUCAGAUCAAGAUACGUUGACACAUUUAACAAGGGUGGUGCAAAUGCUGCUGGACCAUCAUAUAGUAAACCAGCCACUCCAUCCAUGAAUCCACUUUCUGGUGCUACAUUCUUUGUGCCAAGUCCAGCUACUGUCGGGUCAGAGCAGAUCCCUGACCCAACAGUCAACGUCCAGCAGGAUCAAUCGUCUUCCUUGGCAGUUAUGAGGGAAUCCUCGGCCUCGCCACCACCAUCAGUACCAUCAGUGCCAGUGCAAUCAAGCAUUCAGCGGUAUCCGAGCAUGGACAACAUCAUGACCCCAUCCGGCAGUGGGAAUGGCAGCUCGUUCUCAAGGUCACGAGCAGCAUCAUGGAGUGGAGCAUAUUCAGAGCAGCUGAGCAGUAAUGCUGUUUCGAGAUCGCCGGAUGGACAACGGACCAUGAUGCAGUCUCCUUUGAUACCUGGACAGAAGCAUUCUCACAGCCGUUCCAGUAGCAACUCAUCCCUACAACUCAAUAAUAAUAAUGGCUUGGGCGAGGAUCUUCACGAGGUAGAGCUCUGAUACCUGAACAAAAGGGUAAAAACAUGAGGUGCGUCCAUACUGUAAUCAAUCCUAUGGCCAUAUGUUUUGUUUUUCCGGUCAUUCUGUAUUUAAUAUCUAUGAUGUCUAGAGAGGAAGCAAAGGAGCGGCGUCCCUUUUCUUUUCUUUUCUUUUUUUUACAUGAAAGAAGCAUGUGGAUGCCGUUGUACAGAUAGAUCACUGCGCGUUGAUUCGAGAUGCCUUAGUGUAAGAUAGAUGAGUUUGCUACUUUCUUUUACCCCUUUAGAGCAUUUGUUCAUUUAUUUAAAAACCUGGACGAUCUGAAAUAAUAAUGCCGUGUGGCUGAUAAGUCCAGAUAGUGUAUAUACCCUGUCAUCCAUUC
Oryza brachyantha (malo sina) is the source of this 4847-nucleotide messenger RNA. Its product is annotated as protein transport protein SEC16B homolog. The record is from RefSeq and is a predicted model, not a curated record. The coding region runs from base 158 to 4486 and encodes 1442 amino acids. The transcript has 13 exons. Gene Ontology annotation, cellular component: ER to Golgi transport vesicle membrane; endoplasmic reticulum exit site. Gene Ontology annotation, biological process: Golgi organization; autophagy; COPII vesicle coat assembly. Lineage: Eukaryota; Viridiplantae; Streptophyta; Magnoliopsida; Poales; Poaceae.